AAUAAGACGCCGGAAUGUGGGGUCCGAAUUGCACUCGUAAACCUUAUAAAUUCUUUUUGCGCCUUUAGGGUAGCUGUUGACAAUCCUAACCCUAACAGAAUUGAGGUGUUAAAAAAUGUCCACAAACAACUCCUUUACUUCCUAAAUUCUAUCGAGGAAAUAAAAAAUUAAAAUAAAAACAUAAACACUUUCUUUUCGUUGUUCCAAGAGAAGAAAAAUGGCUGAGAAAAUUGAGAAAAUAGACCAGCAGGCAGCCAAUAAGCACCUGGGGAGCGAUGAAGAACAGAUGAACACUCCGGAAUCCAACGCUCUACGCCGGAAGAGAAGGAUAAAGUGUAUUUUCAAUUUUAUUGUGCUUCAGAUCGUACACAAUUUGAUCUUUUAUUUCCUCGUGAUGCGUGUUAGGACUCCCAAGGUCAAGUUGGGAACAGUCACGGUCCAAAAUUUGGUCACGGGGUCUCAAGAUUUACCCUACUUUGACAUGAGCUUCACAGCCCAAGUAAGAAUCAAGAACACAAAUUUUGGAUCAUACAGUUUCAAUAGCACCAAUGCCACGUUCAUGUACGAGGGCGUAACGGUGGGGCAAGCACUUAUUCCUAACGGCACGGCCGGGUGGCUUUCCACCAAAAGGGUUAACGUGACGGUGAAUGCGAAUUCGAGUGAGUUAAUUUCUCGACGCAAUUUUAAACAGGCUCUUGGAAGGGAGUUGAGUUCCGGGUUUUUGAACUUGAGCAGCCAGGCCAUGCUCAGUGGGAGAGUUGCAGUAAUGUCUUUGAUUAAGAAGAAGAGUUUUGCCCAAAUGAAUUGCACCAUAGCUAUCAAUUUGUCAGCAAAGGCCGUCCAAUAUUUGAAUUGCAUGUAAAAUUAAGUCGUAUUAGUUUAUUAUUAUUUGGAAGUC
Alnus glutinosa is the source of this 898-nucleotide messenger RNA. RefSeq names its product late embryogenesis abundant protein At1g64065-like. The transcript has a single exon. The record is from RefSeq and is a predicted model, not a curated record. NCBI's taxonomy places the organism in Eukaryota, Viridiplantae, Streptophyta, Magnoliopsida, Fagales, Betulaceae. The coding region runs from base 218 to 862 and encodes 214 amino acids.